Molecule: messenger RNA, 2129 nt
Organism: Cuscuta europaea
Lineage: Eukaryota; Viridiplantae; Streptophyta; Magnoliopsida; Solanales; Convolvulaceae
Source: the annotation of a GenBank genome assembly
GUCUAAACAGUGUUUUCUACAGUAAAGUCAAUUUAUUUCCUUAAUAAUCGUGAAGUCAAACCGUGACUUUCUUUUGGAAACGGAGGGAGUAUAUGAUAUUGCAGGUACACACUAUGAGCGACGAUGACGGAGAUGAGCGUGGUCAUAAUCAAGAUCCUCAUGGCGGCGGUGGCGGUCAAAGAGACAGCGAGGGGCGAAAAAUAAUUGAAUUUGCUGAUACCGAUGCUGUCAUCGGUGAGUGGGCUGAAGAGUUUAAAUCAUUCUUGGGGAAGAUGGUACGUUCCCGAGUGAGUAUAAACAUUGAUAGUUGGAAGAAAGUUUCAAAAGCGAAUAAAGAUCAAAUCUUUAAAGAGAUACAGGUACCUACAAAAUCUCCAAUUUUAUUAGCCGAAAUAUUUAUCUUCAUUUCACUAUAUAAUAUACGCUAGCACUUUAUUUUUGAUGUUAUCAUGCAACAUGACUAUGCUGUGGAGGAUAAUAUGAAAAAACCAUUAUUGAAAAAGUUGGGCAAAAUGCACCGAGAUUGGAGAAAUCGAUUGCGAUCAGGUUUCAUAAAUAAGACUCGUCAAGUGGGAAAGGAUUGUGGGGAAGCUUUUGAGAAGUAUAAAGACCAACUUACCAAAGAAGAGUAGGAUAGUUUCGUGGCAAAGACUAUGACUCCUGAGUUUGUGGCUUUGAGCGAGAAGAAUAAACAAGCUGCACUUCAGAAUAUCUAUCCUCAUCAUAUGGGUCGUUCAGGAUAUGUUCUUUCCAUACCGAAAUGGAAAGAGCAAGGAUUAUUAAAUCAGUUUCUUACCGGUUCAGAAGUAGAUUCAACAAACUCUAGCACAACCACUUCUGGUGAUAUUCCAAGACAUGUCACUUGGUUUUGUGCAAGGUCUGGAUUAACAUCGGACGGUCACAUUGUGUUUCCUGGUAAUACCGAGGGCAUGCGCGAGAAAAAAGAGAAGUUGGAUAAACUUCAAGAAGAUGUAGCAGCAGGAACGUGGAAGCCAAGUGGUCGACAUGAUAUAUUGACGGAGGUUGUUGGGAAGCCUGAUUACCCUGGACGUGCACGUGGCGUCGGUGGUGGUGUGGGUUAUACACAUGUCUUUGAUCGAGAGUCGAGAAGCACACAUCGAGAUAAGGUUGGUAAUUUGAGUGAUGUUGACCUAAAGCAGUUGCAAGAGCGUUUGAUGAAAGACAUGCAACAUUACUUUGUUCCAAGAAGUGAAGUGUCUAUAGGGGAUUCAAUGCCUGCUUCCGAGGCGGCCCGCGUGGAUACUAUGAACUCUGCUGCACCCCAUCUUACAAAAACAUUCAUUGAUGGUGCAUCUUGUAAGCUUGCUGUUGAGUCACACACUCAUCCUGGUGAUAAGAGUUUGGACUUUGUGGCCAUGGUUAUAGCCUACAACACGCCUGUUGGGUCGUUAAUCCAUAAUGUACCGAUGUGUGAAAACACAAUCAAAGUGAACAUAUGUAUGGCAUAUCGAGAGUUUGAAGACUGUCCAUUGCUUUAUCCUAAUGAAGCCGCUGAUAUGAAUGUUGUAAAAGAAGUUGUAGGUUCAUAUGUUCAAUGGCCAUCUCAUUUGGUUUUUUUAGGGAGAGGAACCACCGUCUAAGUCAAAAAAGGAGGAUGGAGCUAAGAAAAAAGUACCCUUUAUCGUGAGAGAUUCACCAAAAGUAACAGUUGAACCAGCUCACAUUCAUUGGUCAGUGAAACUGUUCUUCAUUCACUUACAGAUGAUCUUUUAAGAUUGCAUGAAAAUCUUGAGUGGUAUGAGCCCGAUCUUUGUAAGUUUUCUAUUCCUCUUCCUGCGGAGUUGUUCUGUUAUAUUGAUGAUCACCAAUUUGGGACCGUUAUUGACCGUGAAGACUUGAGUCAAUUUCUUGAGAGUGAUUCUGUUGAUCUUUCAAUUAUUCAGACCUUUAUGCUGUAAGUAUUAUAAUAAGUUUACAAGCACUCUUGAAUAUUUGUUAGACUUAAUUACUAUUGACUAAUUAUUAAUAUUAUAAUUUCACAUGCAUGUAGUUCUGUAAAUGCAAAACUGAUUGAGUUUGGUCGUGAUGAUGUGGGUCUUUUGUGUCCUUGGAUUUGUUCUUUUAAGUAUUAUAAAUUGGAUAAAAAGGGCACAUUGACUUACAUGAAG